Molecule: messenger RNA, 3636 nt
Organism: Sclerotinia borealis F-4128
Lineage: Eukaryota; Fungi; Ascomycota; Leotiomycetes; Helotiales; Sclerotiniaceae
Source: the annotation of a GenBank genome assembly
AUGGAAAACUUCACAGGCAGUGGUGCUGGAACCACGCACCUAUACACGGAUUCUACUACUCAACAUCACUUCCCAAGACAAACUCUUCUCUUAGCCAUCACCACAUACCUUCUCCACAUUCUUUUACAAUGGCUACAUUACCUCUGUACAUGGUCCACUGUAUGGAAGCUCUCUUUCUUCCUCCUCGCGAUAGGAAAUCUUAAGAACUUGCCAUUGAUGUGGACUCUACGUAUCGUCAAUGCCUUUCGAUUCUGUAUGCGAUCACAGCGCCCAAAAGUCAAGUGUGGACCAAACCACAUUUUCCAGCCUCUAAUCACGGAAUCUUAUUGUCCCUUGAUGGAAAUUGACUUCAAUAUUCACAAAUCCAACAGUUCUUACUUUUCCGAUGUCGAUGUGGCUCGAACACACUUGUUCUGCACGCUAUUUACCCAAGGAAUCGAACAGAUGAGAGGUGGAACGUCAGCAAUUAAUGGAUCGAAGGAUCCUAUAUUCGGUAUUGCUUUGGGGGCAGUAAAUUGCCAUUUUAAGAAAGAACUCAAGCCCUACGAACACUAUGAGAUGUGGACAAGAGUCGUAUCGUGGGACGAGAAAUGGAUAUGGCUCGUCACUCAUUUCGUACGAAAGGAUGCUACGAGACCAAAAUCAUACAGCCUUUAUCCACAACAGACAACGGAGGCCCUAGACACAAAGAGCAAGGACUUGGACCCAAGAGCUGGCGUCGUGGCAUCUGCUCUCAGCAAAUGUGUUUUCAAGCAAGGGCGCAAAACGGUCAGUCCCGAAUUCAUGUUGAGGGCUUCUGGUCUACUACCAGAUUCUCUUUUGAAUGAUGAGUUGGAUAUACAAUUGGGUGCAGAGAUGAAAGCAAGUGGUGCUGAAGAAUGGACAAGUGCGAAGAUUGAGGAAGAGAGAUUGAGAGGACAGAAAAUCGCAAACACUUUGUCUGUGGGAAGCCAGUUUGAUCUAGAGGAAGCAUUCACAGGCGAAGCCGAAGCUCUGGGUAGACAUAUUGAUGGCGCAGGUAUUGUUGGUGUCGUCUCUACUCUUGCUCAACUGGCUGGGCUGAAGAAGAAACAAAUCCUUUUUGAUGAUGGAACGAGGCGUUCCACUGAAACGACAGUACCAAAUUCGGAUUUAGCAAAGGAACUUGACGAUUCACGCCCAACUUUCCAUCCUGGCAACCUUUCACCUGAAACUUCGGAUGAUAAAGGCAAGUUCUCGUUUCCACAUUCAACAGGAGCGAUUGAAAAUCAAUCAUUUCGCGACCAAAAGACUUCCGAGAAUGCAUUGAAUGCCAACAUAAACGGGGAGGCAAGCUCCCUGCACCCCCCGAGAGAAAACAUUGCAAGGUCGUUUCGAGAUAUGGGUAUCUGGCCGAGGGAUUGGCAAAAGAAUAAACAAGCGAUAGACAAUACGACUCAAUUACAGCUCUUGGAGAAUCAAGCUAGAGGAUCCAACGGACAGUCAGUCCCGGGCUGCAACAAAUUCCCUAUAGCAGAGAGUGUGAAUAUUGGAGGCAAAGCUGGACAACUAAAGGGAAACGAGCCCAGGAGAUCAUGCGACUCACUACGCGACAUCAAGGAGAUAUUGAGAGAUAUCAAUUUCAAUUCGCGUCCCAAUACCCAAGGAAGCGCACAAACUACUUGUGAUCUUUCCGCGUUCGAAACCAUUUCCGAAUUCCGAAAACCAUCACUCGAAGACCAAGACUCUCGAACGCCACUAAACAGAGGCGCGGAGUUACGAACCUCACGUGAAAAUGAAACCACCAAGACGCGAAAUGAUACGGUUUUGAACGAACUCUUUGCAGAUAUAAUCUCAUCUGCGGAGCCAUCAAUUCGACAUUUAGCAUCGCAAAAAACCGCCGGCGAAGCAGCAGCUAGUAUCAAUAAACCGAAACGUUUAUCGACUCCUAUAGAAGAGCAAAGACAUCCUGGAAAAGUGGGAUUAUGGAGUGAUAAAUUCAUGAAGAACAUCGAUGAAAUUGUCGAUUGGGAUGCUGCACAGCCAAGCACCAUAUCAUUAGCCUCCAAGAGCGAAGCGGAUGCAUUUGCCGCUCGCGGAAACGACGACAAUGUUGUCAUUUCGGAAGAACCGCAGGAACUCGAAGUUGUGCAUCCAGGCGCUAUUGCUCUGACUUUUCUCAUGGUUGGACUGUGUUUAUCGGUCUUCUUAAUUUCGUUGGAUCGGACGAUUGUCACUACUGCAAUUCCGUAUAUUAGCGGAGAGUUCCAGUCGUACGCAGAUGUCGGUUGGUACGGAAGUGCAUAUCUACUUACGGCAUGCGCAUUUCAACCCUUGUAUGGGAAGAUUUUCACCCUGUUUAGUAUCAAAUGGUCAUAUCUAGCCGCAAACACUUUGUUUGAGAUAGGAUCAUUGAUUUGUGGAAUAGCCCCAAAUUCCGUGACAUUGAUUAUAGGUCGAGCUAUUGCUGGUGUGGGGAGUGCGGGUAUCUUGACCGGCUCUUUUGUGGUUGUGGCUCAUAGUGUGCCGAUGCAUAAACGUCCGGUUUUCACGGCCGCGGUGGGUUUGAUGUUUGGAGUAGGAGCAACCGUGGGACCAUUAUUAGGCGGUGUUUUCACUGAUCUCGUCACAUGGAGAUGGUGUUUCUAUUUCAAUCUUCCGGUUGGAGGUGCGACUAUCUUGGCCAUGAUUCUAUUCUUCAAUCCCAAGAAUAACAUGAACACACGACGAUCAUUCGGCUCCCGAGUUCUGGAGCUGGAUAUUAUUGGAAAUAUUCUCUUGCUUGGUGCUUGCGUUAUGCUAUUCAUAGCUCUUCAAUACACUGAAGUGGGAGACGCUUGGUCCAACUCAAAAGUUAUUGGACUUCUCGUCGGCUUCGGCGUAACUGUUGUUGUUUUUGGAUUUUGGCUUUGGUGGAGAGGCGACAAAGCCCUAAUUCCACUUGACAUUCUCCGACAGCGCAGCGUAUUAGCGAGCUGCCUCUUCUCAUUCUUCAUCUACUCGGCCUUGAUUCUUCACAGCUACUACCUACCACAAUGGUUUCAGGCCGUCAAGAAUACCUCUGCCAUCACAUCCGGUGUUGAUAUGAUCCCCUAUGUCGUCUGCAAUGCUGUCUUUUCCCUCUUGGCUGGUAUUAUCGUCUCGAAGUCGGGAUACUUUACACCUCCCACCGUCGUCGGCACAGCCAUUGCCACGAUCGGCUGUGGACUAAUCAGUACUCUCAAUGUCAACACCACCUCACCUCAAUGGAUUGGCUACGAAAUUCUCAGUGCAGCCGGUUUCGGACUUGCAAUCCAGCAAGGAUUUACCGCCGUCCAAACCGUAUUACCUCUAGAGAAAAUUCCCAUCGGUACCGCUGCGGUCGUCGCAUCACAGUCUUUGGGUGGUGCUAUUUUUGUUUCUGUCGGCAACAACAUUCUCCAGAAUCAACUAAAAUCCUAUUCGACCAACGGCCAACUGCCGGGAGUUGACAUUCAAGCCGUCUUGGAUGCAGGUGCCACGGGGUUAAGAUCCGUCGUCGAUGCAGAUCAAUUACCUGCACUCUUAGGAGCAUAUAACGAGGCGUUACAGAAAGUUUUCCUUGUUGCGAUUCCCAUGACUGGGUUGGCGUUUUUAUCUUCUUUGUUUUUGGAAUGGAAGAGUGUCAAAGCUCAGAAGCCUGUUGCGGAAGGAGUUUGA